UCGUCUUCUUCAGAUGCUAAUCGUUUUACUUUACAUCCCUUACACACCAGGAAAAAACUUUCCUCGACAAUGGUUGAGAAAAAAGAAGAACUCUUCCCGACAAUUGGUGCACUUGCAGAUCAAGCCGACAAAUUAUCUGAAAACUUGAACGGUGACAGUGAAGGUCAGACAACGGCGAACAACGACCAAGAUGCAGAUGAACGGCCCUUGCAAGAGAUAGAGUCGCUGUGUAUGAAAUGCGGUGAACAGGGUGUAACUCGAAUGAUGCUCACGUCGAUACCAUACUUCCGUGAAGUGAUUGUGAUGUCUUUUCGCUGUGAACACUGUGGUACGACGAACAACGAGAUACAGUCGGCAGGGACAAUUCGAUCCGAAGGAACGCUAUACACUGCCAAGAUCCUCGCUCGUUCAGAUCUUAACCGUCAAAUCGUUCGAGCUCCAACAUGUUCCAUUCAGAUACCUGAACUCGAACUUACCCUCCCCGCUACGUCUCAAGGACAACUCACCACUGUCGAAGGUCUCAUUCGAGACGUAGUAGCCGAUCUCGAAAUCGACCAACCGGUACGAAAGUAUCAAGAUCCCUCUACGCAUGGCAAGCUGCAGGUUUUGAUCGACAAGUUGAAAACGAUUCUAGGUGACGAGGAAGAAGAGGAAGACACAAAUGCAGAGUUGAAGACGGUACAGGUGGGGAAAGCAUCUCAGAAGGAACAUCUACAUAUGUCUGCGUUUACAGUGAAGUUGGACGAUCCUGCGGGGAAUUCGUGGAUUGAGUUUGUUGGGAGUAUGGCUGAUCCCAAGUGGAAUAUGCGGACGUAUUCUAGGAGUUUAGAGCAGAAUGUUGCGUUGGGGUUGGUUGCAGCACCUGAUGAAGCUGCAGGCGCAAGUCAAGGGAAAGUCAAAGUCUCUCUUGAUGGUAUCGAUGACGAUGACGACACUAUUGGGGGUGGUGCGGAGGGAACGAACGAAGAGAUAAUCGUCUUCCAUGGAACAUGUUCCAGUUGUGGGCACCCGCUUGAUACGUUGAUGAAGAAGAUCAACAUCCCCUAUUUCAAGGACGUUUUUAUCAUGUCUACCAAUUGCGAUAAAUGCGGGUAUAGGGAUAACGAAAUCAAGUCGGGUGCAGCUAUAUCGGACAAGGGCAAGAAAAUCACUCUCAAGGUUGAGGAUAAGGAUGAUAUGAGCCGAGAUAUCCUGAAGUCUGAAACUGCAGGGCUUAGCAUCCCGGAAAUCGACCUUGUUGUCACGCAUGGGACGCUAGGUGGGCGGUUUACGACUAUCGAAGGGAUUUUAGAGCAAGUGUAUGAGGAGUUGUCCGAGAAGGUAGUCAGAGGCGACGCGUCCGAGGCCCGCGAAAGAGAAAAGUUUGUGGAGUUCUUGGGGAAACUCAAAGAGGUCAAGUCGUGUGCCCAUCCAUUCACAGUCAUUCUCGAUGAUCCUUUGGCGAACUCUUAUAUCCAGAACCUCUAUGCUCCUGACCCUGAUCCAGCGAUGAUGAUCGAGACGUAUGAGAGAAGUUGGGAGCAGAACGAGGAACUUGGUCUGAAUGAUAUGAAGGUGGAAGGUUACGAAGAAGAUGCGAAUGAAUCGAAAAACGAGAAGAAAGAGGUAACACCGACUUCAUGACCAUCAUUUAUAAGCAAGAAUUUAGCCGCCAAAUUUAUGUACAUAAGAACUGAAGAAUAGGUGCCACCAUCGACAUCCACCACCCCACGAUUCUCGUAUCCCACGUUGACGGACACUGAAUAGUCCACUUCCAGCCAGCUGCAACCAUUGUGAUCCGU
Marasmius oreades (fairy-ring Marasmius) is the source of this 1781-nucleotide messenger RNA. RefSeq lists its product as uncharacterized. Lineage: Eukaryota; Fungi; Basidiomycota; Agaricomycetes; Agaricales; Marasmiaceae. The transcript has 7 exons. Gene Ontology annotation, molecular function: zinc ion binding. The record is from RefSeq and is a predicted model, not a curated record. Bases 70 to 1623 code for a protein of 517 amino acids. Gene Ontology annotation, cellular component: cytoplasm; nucleus.